Molecule: messenger RNA, 714 nt
Organism: Knipowitschia caucasica
Lineage: Eukaryota; Metazoa; Chordata; Actinopteri; Gobiiformes; Gobiidae
Source: the annotation of a GenBank genome assembly
AUGCUCAGUGCUCUCUCCUCCCCCGGUGUGAUAGCAGCAAAGAUGGCGGCGGUCAGACUGGGAUCCUCUGCGCUGUCUCUACUCCUGCUGAGUCUCCUCUCUACGCUGGUGUCUUCUCUGUACUUCCACAUCGGGGAAACGGAGAAGAAAUGUUUCAUAGAAGAGAUCCCAGAUGAGACCAUGAUCAUCGGUAACUACCGCACCCAGCUGUACGACAAACAGAAGGAGGAGUACCUGCCUGCCACUCAGGGCCUGGGGAUGUUUGUGGAGGUGAAGGACCCUGACGAUAAGGUGAUCCUGUCGCGGCAGUACGGCUCGGAGGGACGCUUCACCUUCACGUCCCACACCCCCGGAGAGCACCAGAUCUGCCUGCACUCCAACUCCUCCAAGUUCGCCCUGUUCGCUGGAGGCAUGCUGAGAGUUCAUUUGGACAUCCAGGUGGGAGAACACGCCAACAACUACGCCGAGAUAGCAGCUAAAGACAAACUGUCGGAGCUGCAGCUGCGGGUCAGGCAGCUCAUGGAGCAGGUGGACCAGGUCCAGAAGGAGCAGAACUACCAGCGGUACCGCGAGGAGCGCUUCCGUCAGACCAGCGAGAGCACGAACCAGCGAGUCCUGUGGUGGUCCAUCGUCCAGACGCUCAUCCUGGUGGCCAUCGGUAUCUGGCAGAUGCGCCACCUCAAGUCCUUCUUCGAGGCCAAGAAACUGGUGUGA